AUUUUGUUGUUGCAGAACUGCCACCUCCUUAUAUGAAUUCGCAUUGUUACAGACUUUUUCAGACGUUAAUUUCUUUAAUCUUUUGAAGUUUCUUAAAAAUGACAGAACGCUUCGGUUUAAUAUUGAUAACAGGCCCACCAGGAGUUGGAAAGACAACUUUAGUUCGUAAAAUUUGCGAGGAUCUCGGCAAUAAACAUAAAAUCGUGUGUAAUGGUUUCUAUACAGAAGAAGUGCGAAAUCCAAACAGCAGGGAACGCAUUGGAUUUGAUGUCGUUACAUUUAAUGAAAAGAGGGGCCCACUAGCCAGGUCUGACCAUGCGAAUAAGAUAGGACCGUUUGUCGGCAAAUACCAAGUAUAUGUUAAAGAUUUUGAAGAACUAGCUUUGCCAUUACUAUAUACAAGUACUGGAAGAGAUUUGCUAGUCAUUGAUGAGGUGGGAAAAAUGGAGUUAAAAAGUAAAAAGUUUGAAAUGGCUGUACAAAACUGUAUAAUGAAGACAUUUUUGUUGGCAACAGUUCCAUAUGAAUUAAGACAACCUAUACCUCUGAUAGACAAACUAAAAAAUCACCCAAAAGCGGAAAUCUUUGUUGUUACAAAGGGGAAUAGAAAUUGUUUACAGGACGAAAUUGUAAAUAAAAUUUUUAAAUUAAUAAAUAAAUAACAGCAUAAAAAAUAGAAUAAUCUCUGCGGCA
Molecule: messenger RNA, 693 nt
Organism: Lucilia sericata (common green bottle fly)
Lineage: Eukaryota; Metazoa; Arthropoda; Insecta; Diptera; Calliphoridae
Product: cancer-related nucleoside-triphosphatase homolog
Exons: 2
Coding region: 99-662 (187 amino acids)
Molecular function (GO): ATP hydrolysis activity
Source: RefSeq, a predicted model, not a curated record